Messenger RNA from Physcomitrium patens, 3280 nucleotides. RefSeq names its product E3 ubiquitin-protein ligase At1g12760. Lineage: Eukaryota; Viridiplantae; Streptophyta; Bryopsida; Funariales; Funariaceae. The record is from RefSeq and is a predicted model, not a curated record.
GAGAGUGAGUGAAGGAGUGAGUGACUGAGGUGGGAGGGUGAUCUAAUGCCGCGUACGCACACCGAGUCGCGUCGGAGUUGUCGUUGUGAGGUCACCGCUCUACCGCUCGCCAUCCCACUUUCGCUGCAGAAGCUGAGGCAGCAAAAUAUACACCACAACUACUACCAACUCAGAACCACUACCACCACCUCACCACAACAAUCACCAUGCAGAUGCACCUCAGAUUGAACCCCAAGUGAGUAGAUGCUCACAGUGUCGAUGCAAUUGGAAACUCAACUUCACGCACUCCCAAAUCAACGCAGAAACUGUGCCACACGGCGCACUCCCUCUCUCUCGAGCUUCUCCCCCCACCCACUCCACACGUCGUGAGGUCUCGGCGUGGGAUUCGAGCUCUAGGUCUUCGUUGCCUGCCGUUCUACCCCUGUGGAUGGGAGUGCUCCGCUGCUGGGUGCUACCGUGAGGGUUUGCGGGUUGACAGUGAGAGCGGCAAUUCGAUGGUUUGAAUCGUGAGACUUGGAGGAUGGUGUAAGAUGGGAUCCGCAUCAGUUGAUCUCCCCUGCUUUUCGACGAGUAUCGAUAAUUCGUUAUCUGUUCCGUACGUUGGGUUGCGUUGCCGGUCGGGCCACGUUACGGUGAAGGGCGGGGGUAUUCGGCAUUCUUAAGUGCCCUGUUGAUUGGUGCAUGGUAAGCCGGCACACGACAUCGCCGUGGUCAGAGUUUGUCGGGAAGUGUGUGCUGGGUCGUUGAGGAUCUGAAGUCGUGGAGCUGGAGGCGUGGGGUGGGUAAUAUUGUGAGCGGAAGGUGCGAGGAGCUGGCGCGGAAUCGUGGGGUGAAAUCGUCGGUGGCGCAGCAUUUCAAGACGGGUGGGUCGACGCAAGCCUGCCCCCGCCCUUAGACAGGAGGGGUGGCAUUUUGGACUUCCAUGGCCGGUCGGUGUGAAGAGGUGGAUCUUGAAGCCCAGAGCAGUGACACAUCGCCGUUGCUAAUGGAUCAACUACCCGGUAGUGGAUCAACCACGCCUGCUGAACAUGUGGUUACAAUCCAACCUGUUACUUCCAGCGUUCCUACAAGCUCGUCACACGUUUCAUUUUCGCCAGCGGAGGCGCAACAAGAAAGUCCAAGCUUGGGUAUGUCGAGAAGUCUGUCGGCCAACUCAUUCAGAGGGUUGCCGUCAUUUGCGUCAACCACGUCCAAUUCUUCUUUGAGAUCAGGAAAUACGAGUAGUCAUAGCGCGCGACAGCGACCGAGUCCUUUGAAUUCGGGACUUUGGGUAAGCAUCGAACUGACGAUCACGAUCAGUCAAAUUAUUGCAUCCAUCAUCGUGCUGGUGCUGUCGAGAAAUGAGCAUCCACAAGCCCCUCUACACGUGUGGGUCGCCGGAUACGCAGCUGGUUGCCUGGCAACCCUGCCCCUCCUGUAUUGGCGGUACACACAUCAGUACAUGAGAACGAGAGAGCCGGCAUCGACGAGCGCGUCUGAGCCGAAUCCAUCCAGCGGAGGUGUGGGUGGCAGUUCGUACGUGACAUUAACACCAGGUUCACGGGACGACAUGGCACAUGGAAGCAGGCAAAGGAGUGGUGUCGGACAAGUGUCAAGUAGCAGCGGGGAGAGGACUGGGAUUUAUGUUGAGAGGUUCAAGAUUGCGUUGGAUUGUUUUUUUGCGAUUUGGUUCGUGGUUGGCAACGUUUGGAUAUUUGGUGGACAUUCGGCAGCACACGACGCUCCAAAUUUGUACAGGUUAUGCAUCGUGUUGCUUACGUUCAGCUGCAUCGGAUAUGCGAUGCCUUUUAUUCUUUGCGCCACUAUUUGCUGCUGCUUGCCGUGCAUAAUUGCACUGUUGGGUUUUCGGGAGGACCAGAACCAGCCCCGAGGAGCCUCGCAAGAGGCGAUUGCUGCCCUGCCGACGUACAAGUUCAAAGCGAAGGCUUCGAACGAGUCAAAAUUAAAUAAGGAUGGCAAUGAUUCGGAUAGUGAGGGAGCAGGCGAGGGAGGGUGGGUGGCAGCUGGGACAGAGAAGGAAAGAUGGGUGUCCGCCGACGAUGCUGUGUGUUGCAUCUGCCUGGGCAAGUACAAGGACGGUGUGGAGUUGAGGGAGCUGGUGUGCACACAUCAUUUUCACGUGGAAUGUGUUGAUAAAUGGCUCAAGAUCAAUGCGUCUUGUCCGCUGUGCAAGUACGACAUUGGGGGUUCAGCGGAAGCAGGGGAUGCCACGUCGGUGGAGGCUGGCGGCGAUGGCAGAGAUCGGGCGGAAGGUCUGAACAAUGCAGCGGUGUCGUCAAGUUGACGUAGAGAGGGGGCGGGGUUGAAGGCAGAGUGAUGGUAGAUGAAGGCAAUAUCUGCAGCUAGCCGUUACCCAAAUGAGGAUGAGUGGAAUUUGGAGAAAGCAGCUAUUGCGUAGAUAGUGGUGCCAUGUUAUUCAGACAUCCUGUAAUUUCCGGCUUUAGGGAAGUUUUUCUGCCUGUGCCGGCUGGUCGAUGUACAUAUACCUGUAGUUGAGUGCGUGGGAGAGAGGGCGGGGGGGGGGGGGGUCCGUGUCAUGUGGUGGAAGCCUGGAAUUGACGGUUUUCCAUGUUCGGGGAGCUGGAGCAGGUCGCGGUCUCAUAUUGUGGAGAUCUGGGACAUGCCAGCUGAACGAUGUUCGCGAGAGCUUUGAGAGCUGAGUAGGUGAUUUAAAGAUGGAUUCAGUGUGUAUCGCGCGUUCGGAGCCCCAGAAGCUUCGGAUAGUGCCGUGUUUAUGUGAACGAGCUUGUGGAGCGAUGUAGCUUCUGAACCAAUGAUUGGUGGACGUAGCUGUGGAGCUGUGAGGAGGCAUGAGAAUGUGGAGGCAAGGGUUGUGCAAUUGAAGCCGGGCAUGUCGUAAAUUUCGAGUAGCUUGGUAGAGUUGUUCCGACGGGAGCAGAUGGCCAAGACUGCCCUGUCAGUCUCUUCACUGAAAGUCUGAAAGGGGCGAUUGGCGAUCGAUGAACAGUUGCAGUUAGCAGUCACAGUGGCAUCAUACGUACUGUUACGAGAAGGACUGUAACGGUAAGAAAUGUGCGAGGCGCAUGUAUUAGGUAGUUAUUGUAGAUGCCAAACGUGGAGGCGAUCAGUUGAUUAGGAGGUGGAUCGAGCGAGAACUGUGUGUUCGUGGUAGGGUGGCGUUAGGUUAGAUGACGAGGACGUAGGAAGAAUUAUUGGCUGCUUUAAGAGGUAGGUGCUAUGCAAUACAUUUUCUGACUACGCAAGUGUAGGUAAAGAUGUGUACACGUUUCUAUCCGUACAUGCUUAGAUUUAUUUCUGA